This is a messenger RNA of Eublepharis macularius, 2849 nucleotides long. It is a transcript of the gene HSP90B1, whose product is annotated as heat shock protein 90 beta family member 1. Gene Ontology annotation, biological process: protein folding. Gene Ontology annotation, molecular function: ATP binding; ATP-dependent protein folding chaperone; ATP hydrolysis activity. The transcript has 18 exons. The record is from RefSeq and is a predicted model, not a curated record. The coding region runs from base 212 to 2602 and encodes 796 amino acids. Lineage: Eukaryota; Metazoa; Chordata; Lepidosauria; Squamata; Eublepharidae.
GAUAAGUCUGGGGGGCGGGCUGGCUGGCUUCGGUUAGCGGCGUUGGCCAUUGAGAGUCUGUGGAGAUUUUUUUUCCCCCCUCCUGCUUCCAGGAUAGGUGCGUGCGCGCCUUUUUGUUCUAGGCGAGUGAAGUUCCUGGUCCUUUCGUACGCGUGGGAAGGCAGCGCCGUCCAGGGUGAUUCUCUUCGCUGUCCGCUCUGGCACCGCUGCGAUGAAGCCUCUGUGGGGACUCGGCCUCCUCUGCUUCCUCCUCCUGUCCGCCUCUGCCCAGGCAGAUGAACUUGAUGUGGAUGGCACUGUGGAAGAUGAUCUUGGCAAAAGCAGGGACGGAUCGCGAACUGAUGAUGAAGUUGUUCAGAGGGAAGAAGAAUCAAUCCAGCUGGAUGGUUUAAAUGCAUCACAGAUAAAACAAAUCAGAGAACAGUCAGAAAAGUUUGCAUUUCAGGCUGAAGUGAAUAGAAUGAUGAAACUUAUUAUCAAUUCUCUCUACAAAAAUAAAGAGAUCUUCCUGAGGGAAUUGAUUUCAAAUGCAUCUGAUGCUUUAGAUAAAAUACGACUUCUCUCACUAACUGAUGAAAAUGCCCUUUCUGAUAAUGAAGAACUCACAGUUAAAAUCAAGUGUGAUAAAGAGAAGAAUAUGCUACAUGUUACUGACACUGGUAUUGGCAUGACCAAAGAAGAACUGAUCAAAAACCUGGGUACCAUUGCCAAGUCUGGUACAAGUGAAUUUCUAAAUAAAAUCACUGAGAUGCAGGAAGAGAGUCAGUCAACUUCUGAGCUGAUUGGUCAGUUUGGUGUUGGGUUUUACUCUGCCUUCCUUGUUGCUGACAAGGUUAUUGUCACAUCAAAGCACAACAAUGACACUCAACAUAUCUGGGAGUCUGACUCAAAUGAGUUCUCUGUAAUCAAGGAUCCUCGGGGAAACACCUUGGGAAGAGGAACUACUAUAACCCUUGUUCUGAAGGAAGAAGCAUCAGAUUAUCUUGAACUGGAUACAAUUAAAAACUUGGUCAAGAAAUACUCACAGUUCAUAAACUUCCCUAUAUAUGUAUGGAGUAGCAAGACUGAAACCGUAGAAGAACCCAUUGAUGAGGAAGAAACAAAAGAGAAAGAGGAGACAGAUGAUGAAGCUGCAGUGGAAGAGGAGGAAGAAGAGAAAAAACCAAAAACUAAAAAGGUUGAGAAAACUGUCUGGGACUGGGAGCUUAUGAAUGACAUCAAACCAAUUUGGCAGAGGCCAUCUAAAGAAGUUGAAGAAGAUGAAUAUAAAGCUUUCUACAAAUCAUUUUCUAAGGAGCCAGAUGAUCCUAUGACUUAUAUUCACUUCACUGCUGAAGGAGAGGUGACAUUCAAAUCCAUCUUGUUUGUUCCCACCACUGCUCCACGUGGCUUAUUUGAUGAAUAUGGAUCUAAAAAGAGUGAUUUUAUAAAGCUUUAUGUCCGGAGAGUGUUCAUCACUGAUGACUUCCAUGAUAUGAUGCCCAAAUACCUUAACUUUGUCAAGGGUGUUGUAGACUCUGAUGAUCUUCCUCUAAAUGUAUCUCGUGAGACCCUUCAACAGCACAAACUGCUAAAGGUUAUUAGAAAGAAACUUGUCCGCAAAACACUUGACAUGAUUAAAAAGAUUGCUGAAGAAAAAUAUAAUGAUACGUUCUGGAAAGAAUUUGGCACAAACGUAAAACUUGGAGUAAUUGAGGAUCAUUCUAAUCGUACUCGGCUAGCUAAACUGCUUCGAUUCCAAUCCUCUCACCAUGAAAGCAACCUUACUAGUUUAGACCAAUAUGUGGAAAGAAUGAAGGAGAAACAGGACAAAAUCUAUUUCAUGGCUGGAUCGAGCAGAAUGGAGGCUGAAUCUUCGCCAUUUGUGGAACGUCUUCUGAAGAAGGGCUAUGAAGUAAUCUAUUUGACUGAGCCUGUAGAUGAAUAUUGCAUCCAGGCUCUCCCAGAGUUUGAUAACAAGCGAUUCCAGAAUAUUGCUAAGGAAGGGGUUAAGUUUGAUGAAAGUGAAAAGUCCAAGGAAGCACAUGAAGCUUUGGAGAAAGAAUAUGAACCUCUUCUAAACUGGAUGAAAGACAAAGCUCUAAAGGAUAAGAUUGAAAAAGCUGUGUUGUCUCAGCGAUUAACCCAGUCACCCUGUGCACUUGUUGCUAGUCAGUAUGGAUGGUCGGGCAAUAUGGAAAGAAUCAUGAAGGCUCAAGCUUAUCAAACUGGCAAAGACAUCUCUACAAAUUACUAUGCAAGCCAAAAGAAGACAUUUGAAAUCAAUCCUAGACAUCCUCUUAUAAAAGACAUGCUCAGACGAGUUCAGGAAAAUGAAGAUGAUCAAACAGUUGCAGAUCUUGCUGUAGUUUUAUUUGAGACUGCUACCCUAAGAUCAGGGUAUUUGCUACCAGAUACAAAACAGUAUGGAGAACGGAUAGAAAGAAUGCUUCGUCUGAGUCUGAACAUUGACCCAGAAGAAAAGGUGGAAGAGGAGCCUGAAGAACCAGAAGAGACUACUGAAGAGGUAGAAGAACAGGAUGAGGAGGAAGUAGAAGCUGAUGAAGACAGUGAAGAUAGUGAAACAGUUAAAGAACCUACAGAUGUAAAAGAUGAACUGUAAAGUGCAUCGCAAUUAGCAUCCUGUGACCGAGGAUGAAGCAGGAAUGUGAACUAAAUUUGUUUUGUUUUCACUGUAAAAUGUUGAAGGGGGGGAGGUAUACUGUUAUGGGCAGAAGGGAUUUUUUAAGUUGCAUUUUUUAAACAUUCCUCACAAUGUAAAUUUGUACUAUUUAACUGACUACUUGGUGUAAAAUCUUGUCAUGUGUACAAAAUUAAAAUGUUCACACCAUUGCUGGUGGCUAUUGAAA